Molecule: messenger RNA, 1233 nt
Organism: Darwinula stevensoni
Lineage: Eukaryota; Metazoa; Arthropoda; Ostracoda; Podocopida; Darwinulidae
Source: the annotation of a GenBank genome assembly
AUGUCAUGCGUGAAGGAAAUUUCGCGAACGGAGUUUAAAAUGAGGGGCAUUGCAAGUCUCUUGGUGGUGGCACUGAUUGCAUCGACGGAGUGCAGCUCCGGAAAAAAACUCGCGCCAAAUUCAGUCUCCAAUCCCAAGAGCGUCGCCGACUUGGAGGAGAUAAUAUCGACCAUGAUGACAAAAAUUGAAGAUCUGGCGAAGGAAAACACACAACUGAAGCUGGACAUCACACAGCUGAAAGUUAACGAUGAAAAAAUGAAAUCCCUUGUAGAGAAUACGGUGGAAAAUAGGCUCCAGUACCUCGAGGCCGUAACUCGGCAAAUAACGCCCCCGACGUGCGAGACUCUGGCCAGCCUGGGCGUGACGAGGACGGGAACUUACCUUGUGGACCCAGAUGGGGUACUUCGAGGCGAUCCACCCAUACAAGUGCUCUGUGAUAUGAAAACAGAUCCGGUGUCUACCAUCGUUCUUCACGAUGCGAUGGAAAACACGGAGAUUGACCACUGCCCAGAUCCUGGAUGCUACAGUCGUGGCAUCGCAUACCAUGCGUCAAUGAAGCAGAUGCAAGCAUUGAUCGAGCAAUCGGAGUCUUGCGAGCAGAAAAUCAGAUAUGACUGUUUUUCGACGGCAUUGACAACCAGCAACACAGAUUACGCCUGGUGGGUGGACCGUCAUGAGGAACCUCAGUACUACUGGGCUGGGGCGCACGCAGGGGAACACGUCUGCAGCUGCGGCCUCACCGAAAAUUGCAUCGACCCCACGUUGCCGUGCAAUUGCGAUGCAGAAGCCCCCGAGUGGGAAUCGGACGAAGGAGCGAUCACCAACGGAACGGCAUUGCCCAUCACAGAGCUUCGAUUUGGCGGCCUUCAAUUCGAUGGCCAGAAGGCGAACCACACUCUUGGUGGACUGAUCUGCCAAGGCAAGGCUGCGUCUCCGGACAACCCAGCGGAGUCCUGCUCGUCUCUGCGCAAAGCCGGACACACUCACGCGGGUUAUUACCUGAUCAGCACGAAAGAAGGACGGUUGGAUGUUGUUUUCUGUCGAAUGAAUUUGGAAGACACCGACGUGGAUUUCCAGUUGGAUACUGGUGGUCGCAUCGUGGAGGAGAGUGUUUAUUUCAACGUCUAUCGCACAAGCAUGUGGAAUAGCACGGGCGUAAUUACUUUCGAAGGGAUCGAGGUGAACAUGGGGGACGCGAUGUCUUCCAGCAGCCGGUUGGCUAUUCUGGUUUAA